AUGUACUACAAAUGUGGGUGCUUGAUCAAUGCCCACAAAGCGUUUGAUGAAAUGCCUGUUAAAGAUGUGGUCAACACGGCUGCGCUUAUAACUGGUUACUCACAGAAUGAUCAUCCUAAAGAGGCAUUGGAGUUGCUUCCUAAAAUGCUCGUACUUGAAUUGAAACCUAACGAGUUUACUUUUGCGAGCCUUUUGAAGGCCACUGGUUCUGCUGCAAAUGUUGGAAUUGGGGAACAAAUUCAUGCUUUAAGUGUUAAAUAUUCUUGCAACUUGAAUGUGUUUGUUGGGAGUUCAUUGUUGGAUAUGUAUGCACGUUUUGGGAAGAUGGAUGAGCCUUGUUUUGUGUUUGAUCGGUUGGAUUCCAAGAACAAAAUCUCAUGGAAUGCUCUAAUUGCUAGAUAUGCAAGAAAAGAAGAAGGCGAGGAGGCUCUUAAAAUGUUAACUAUUUUACGAUUGGAAAUAAUGCCACCUAGAAAGUACAAAUCUGGAUGUUUGAAGAGGAAACAAAAAAAGGAGGAGGAACAAUUGACUCGAUCACAACGAGGUGCUCUUGACAGGUUCUUUGUCAGAGAACAUCCAAUUAUUUCAACUGAAGAUUUAGUUGAUGAAGAUGAUGGCAAUGAUAAUGAGGAUAUGAUUGAAGUUGGGGGACUUGAUGAAAAUCACGGUGAUGAUCCAAGUCCUAAUGAGAAUGAUGGCAAUGCAGAUGUUGAUGGUAUGAAUCACAAUGAGAAUGGUGAUACCGAAUCUGAUGAAGAAGGGCUUAAUGAGAAUUUGGAUACAGUUCUUUAUGACUUAAUUGAGGAACCAAGUGAGCAAGUUCUAGCGAACCUUUAUGAUCCUAGAGUUUGGAUAGUCUGGAUGAUAAAUGGAGAGAUCUGUUAG
Messenger RNA from Asparagus officinalis (garden asparagus), 885 nucleotides. Its product is annotated as putative pentatricopeptide repeat-containing protein At3g13770, mitochondrial. The coding region runs from base 1 to 885 and encodes 294 amino acids. Gene Ontology annotation, biological process: RNA modification. Gene Ontology annotation, molecular function: protein binding; RNA binding. The record is from RefSeq and is a predicted model, not a curated record. The transcript is spliced from 2 exons. NCBI's taxonomy places the organism in Eukaryota, Viridiplantae, Streptophyta, Magnoliopsida, Asparagales, Asparagaceae.